This is a messenger RNA of Trichomonas vaginalis G3, 618 nucleotides long. RefSeq lists its product as uncharacterized. The record is from RefSeq and is a predicted model, not a curated record. The transcript has a single exon. NCBI's taxonomy places the organism in Eukaryota, Parabasalia, Trichomonadida, Trichomonadidae. The coding region runs from base 1 to 618 and encodes 205 amino acids.
AUGCUACCUAUCCUAUUCUCCAAGUUAUCAUACAGCCUUGUUGCAGAAAAGAUUGAUAACUACCAAUAUAAAAUUAAGGACACAUUUAAUGGAGAAGAAAUAGACCUUUCCGAGGUUAUUGAAACAAAAAUUGCUCCUGAUAAUGUUGAUACAAGGAAUCAAAAUAUUGUCAAGGAUGUAAAAGGCUAUCCUAAUCUAGAAUAUUCGUUGGAUAUACAAAAUUCUCCAAAGGGCGAUUAUGUAGUUUUUCAUCAAACACUUAAAAACACAGGAACAGAAAGAGCAAGAUUCGAUCUUUGCACGCUUAUCAAAUUCAACAUUAGAAGCUACGGAUCAUUUGCACAAUAUGUAUAUGAAAAAGAUUUGGGCUAUAGAUUCAAAAUGCCAUAUGGCCAAUCAUAUACAUGGGUUCUUUUCAAUCAUCCAAAUGCUACAAAUGCAGGAGAAGUUGAAUUUGGUAAAUCAGUAACACCAACUUAUUUCGGAGCAGAAACAUACUUUGAAAAAGUAUGCUAUUGGAUGUCAACUUCAUGGACACAUAAUACACUCGAAGCAGGCGAAUCUGGAACUAUCUCAUAUAUGGUAGUGAAAGACUAUUAUUCACCACCACGUUUCUAG